This is a messenger RNA of Salarias fasciatus (jewelled blenny), 2424 nucleotides long. Its product is annotated as RNA binding protein fox-1 homolog 2-like. Bases 583 to 2076 code for a protein of 497 amino acids. Gene Ontology annotation, cellular component: nucleus; cytoplasm. Gene Ontology annotation, molecular function: mRNA binding. The transcript is spliced from 12 exons. Gene Ontology annotation, biological process: regulation of alternative mRNA splicing, via spliceosome; nervous system development. The record is from RefSeq and is a predicted model, not a curated record. Lineage: Eukaryota; Metazoa; Chordata; Actinopteri; Blenniiformes; Blenniidae.
UACACCAACCGGGACUCAGACCAGAGGAAAUCGUGCUCGUCGGUAGCCAAGACCCGCACGCCAAGACUCAUCCACGGCGAGGAGCGGAGCAGAAAGCACCGGGGAGCGCCGGGGAGGAAGCACCGGAGAAGUUUGUUCCAAAGCGGCGGGGAGGAGACGCGGAGCUCCGUGCGGCUCCUGGAGGAGUAGAAUUACGCGCAGCUCAUUCCCAACAUUUUCUAUUCCUGGCAGCGAGUGUUGCUCUCCGAGCCACAUUUAUAACGAGAGCUAGCGGAAUGUAAUGCUAGCAGCUAGCCGCGGUUAGCCAGCUAAUUAGCUCGUCUGGACGUGUGGUCUUUAUUAAAAUAGGUCAGUUUGGCGUCUUUUCACUUUUUUUCAAAAAAGGAGGAAAUUUUUUAAAAAGGCCUCCACUUUACUUAAAUUCGUGUAAUAUCCUGACACGGUCAGAAUGGUGAGUCUGGCAUAGCUAACGCUAAGUUAAGACAAUAAACUGAUGAGAAUCUGCUCCGUUUUAUCUCCAUUGUGAACAUCGAGCGGAAAGAAGGAAACAAAACACUUUGACUGGAGACUCUCCGCCGUCCAAUGUUAAUGUCGACCGACGUUGCAUCUAUAAUGCUUCCCGUUAGUCGGGGGAUAAUGGACCGGGAAAGGGACAUUGAUACGGCAGCCGGACCCCAUGCGAACGCGGCCGGGGGUCCAGCGGUGGUCCGGGGGAUGAAGCGUGGAGACCCGGAGCCCGACGCUCAGACAGCGGCUGCCCUCACCGACCUGGCCGGGGCGGAGUGCAAGAGACCGCGGAUAGACGGGACCGGGGCUGUCGUUGGAGACAUCGGACAGAACAAUGAGCCUUUAAACCCCGGUUUCCAUGGAUACCCACCUCACAGUCAGGGCUCUCAGGAUUCGACAGGAGCACAGGAGGGUCUGGUGGCCCCGCCCUUCGCGGCCUUCCCCCCUCCACCGCCACCUCAGAACGGGCUCCCGGGAACAGAGUUUGGCCCCGGGGCCAUGUUUGGUGCCGGGGGCCAGGGUACUGCAGAAGUGGGGGCUGGUGCUAAUGGAGCUGCUGCUGCCACCGUGACCAACAACAAUAAUGGAAAGACGGAGGAGACGUCUCAGGGCGAGGCGGGCGUACAGUGCGCCACCGGAGGAACGGGAGCAGGCAGCUCCUCGGGCGACUCCUCCGAGGCCAAAGGGACCCCCAAACGCCUCCACGUGUCCAACAUCCCCUUCCGCUUCCGCGACCCGGACCUCCGGCAGAUGUUUGGGCAAUUUGGAAAGAUUCUGGACGUAGAGAUCAUUUUUAACGAGAGGGGUUCAAAGGGUUUUGGCUUUGUGACAUUUGAGAACAGCGCAGACGCUGAGAAAGCCCGAGAAAAGCUCCACGGCACGCUGGUGGAAGGUCGUAAGAUUGAGGUGAAUAACGCCACCGCCAGGGUGAUGACUAACAAGAAAAUGGUCAGCCCCUACCCUAACGGAGAGGCUCUCAGCACGCUGCCCUAUGCAGGGUGGAAGUUGAGCCCCAUGGUGGGAGCGGUGUACGGACCCGAGCUCUACGCAGGUGAGCUCGCCUCCACUCGACUGUCCACGUCCACAGAAUGCACAACUGUUUUAUUCAUAUUCCUGCGGCGCUUGUCCUGCAAUUUCUCGUCUUUCCAUUCAGUCCCAGGGUUUCCGUACCCCUCGGCCGCCGCUGCAGCAGCCACGACGGCGGCGGCGGCGUUCCGCGGCGCCCACCUGAGGGGCCGAGGCCGGCCCGUCUACAGCGCCGUGCGGGCAGCGGUGCCUCAGCCCGCCAUCCCCGCCUACCCUGGCGUGGUGUAUCAGGAUGGGUUUUACGGAGCUGCAGACUUGUAUGGAGGCUACCCUGCCGCCGCCGCCGCUGCCGCCGCCUACCGCUACGCCCAGCCGGCAGCCGUAACCGGAGCGACGGCCGCCGCCGCCGCCUACAGCGACAGUUACGGCCGGGUGUACACCACGGAUCCGUACCACGCUUUAGCUCCAGCUGCUGCUGCUUACGGAGUGGGAGCCAUGGCUAGUUUAUACCGGGCGGGAUACAGUAGGUUUGCUCCUUACUAAAAACCACAAAUCACACCCAAGGAAUUUCACUCGGCUCCCAAACCCACCUCUCUUGUCCAGCUCCUGGUUUGGCCGGAGCUUCCCUCCAUUUUUCAGCAGGCGGACUUUAGCGAACGACCCGUUUUUUUUUCUUUCCUCCUCCAUGUGGUUCAAGACGUCAUUGCCACAUCAUCCACUCAGACUGUUUCUGUAUUCUUCUGUCUGUCGCUGACAUGGAAACAAUGACACGGAAAGAAAAAAGAAAAAAAAAAAACUGCCACACGUUAAAAAGCUGGAGCCUGCUACUCUGAACUACCGGGGCACAAUUUAGGAUGGUUUUUAAAAAAAAACAACAAAAAAAAAUUAAAC